Messenger RNA from Antechinus flavipes (yellow-footed antechinus), 4261 nucleotides. It is a transcript of the gene FERMT1, whose product is annotated as FERM domain containing kindlin 1. Gene Ontology annotation, molecular function: integrin binding. Gene Ontology annotation, biological process: cell-matrix adhesion; integrin-mediated signaling pathway. Lineage: Eukaryota; Metazoa; Chordata; Mammalia; Dasyuromorphia; Dasyuridae. Bases 439 to 2472 code for a protein of 677 amino acids. Gene Ontology annotation, cellular component: focal adhesion. The record is from RefSeq and is a predicted model, not a curated record. The transcript has 15 exons.
GAGGAGUAUUACGUCAUUUUGUUACUCAGAAGGAUCUUAAAUCAUCUUUCUUUCCCACCCCUUCAACGUAAGUCUCCUGGAUGUGAGAAUGGUCAUUUGCCUUUUUAACACAUUUUUAUCUCAAGGAAGCGAAGUCUUUGAACAAGAGUGAAGUCAGCGGCCAAAAAAAGAAAACAAAACUGGCUUUUGAGACCCGUAGAAAAAAUCCAGCGGAAACCUGUGGCUGGAGGGUGAGCAGAGUACAAACUUGAAUCAUCAGGGUGCAUCUCUGGCAAAAUUCCAGAAGCCCAAACCCGACGCCCCAGGAUCUCAGGGAGAAAUUUGAAGGAGUCAAGCGGAGAGAACUGCUUAAUGCAAGAGGGACUGGGACGAUCACGUCCAAUCCAGUCUUUCAUCCCUAGUUGUAAAUGAGGUUCUUGAGGUUUUUGUAUUGCCGAGAUGUUUUCUUCUAGUGACUAUGGAACCGCCUCCUGGGAGCUUAUUAUCCGUGUUGAUCACCACUAUGAAGAAGAACAAAAAGAAUUCACACUUAGAGUAUCUGGAGACUUGCAUAUUGGGGGAGUCAUGCUCAAGCUAGUAGAACAAAUCAAUAUACCUCAAGACUGGUCAGAUUUUGCUCUUUGGUGGGAACAAAAACAUUGCUGGCUUCUAAAAACACAUUGGACUCUGGACAAAUAUGGUGUCCAGGCAGAUGCAAGGCUGCUUUUCACACCUCAGCAUAAAAUGUUAUGCCUUCGCUUGCCAAACAUGAAAACUGUGAGACUAAGAGUCAGCUUCUCAUCUGUUGUAUUUAAAGCUGUUGGUGAUAUCUGCAAAACCCUUAAUAUUAGGAGAUCAGAAGAACUCUCUUUGUUAAAACCACCAGAUGAUUAUUUUAAAAAGAAAAAGAAAAAAGAAAAGAAUAACAGAGAACCUAUAAUUGAAGACAUUUUAAAUUUAGACAACUCUCUAACUAUUUCAGGUUCUUCAGCAAGUCCUGGCUUAUACAGUAAAACAAUGACUCCUAUAUAUGAUCCUGUCAAUGGAACACCUAUUUCUUCUACCAUUACUUGGUUCAGUGAUAGUCCUCUGAGAGAACAAAGCUGUAACAUACUUGCUUUCAGCCAACCCAGCCGUUCACCAGAAACACUUGCUGAAAUGUUUCAACCUCGGUCUCUACUUGAUAAAGCCAAACUUAAUGCAGGAUGGUUAGACUCAUCCCGCUCCCUUAUGGAACAAGGCAUUCAGGAAGAUGAGAAACUAUUGUUACGCUUUAAAUACUACACAUUCUUUGACUUGAAUCCCAAAUAUGAUGCCGUUCGAAUAAACCAACUUUAUGAACAAGCCAGGUGGUCCAUUCUCUUAGAAGAAAUUGACUGCACUGAGGAGGAAAUGCUGAUCUUUGCUGCUUUACAGUAUCACAUUAGCAAAUUGUCAUUGUCAGCAGAAACUCUGGAUUUCACAAAUGAGUCUGAAGUGGAUGAAGUAGAAGCUGCCCUCUCUAACCUGGAAGUCACAUUAGAAGGUGGAAAAACAGAAAACAUUUUGGAGGACAUUACAGACAUACCAAAGCUUGCAGAUUAUCUCAGAUUAUUUCGGGCCAAAAAACUAACAUUAAAAACUUUCAAACAAUAUUGGUUUGUCUUUAAAGACACUUCAAUAGCCUACUUUAAAAAUAUGGACCUUGAACAAGGAGAACCAGUUGAAAGACUACAUCUUAGAGGCUGUGAAGUUGUACCCGAUGUAAACGUAUCAGGGAGAAAGUUUGGAAUCAAGUUGCUAAUCCCUGUGGCUGAUGGUAUGAAUGAAGUAUAUUUGAGGUGUGACAAUGAAAAUCAGUAUGCCAGAUGGAUGGCUGCCUGCAUCUUAGCUUCAAAAGGCAAAACUAUGGCUGAUAGUUCCUACUGGUCUGAAGUAAACAACAUUCUUUCAUUUCUGAAGAUGAAAAACAGAAAUACAACCUCACAGACAUCUUCUGACCCCGAAUGUAUGGAUAUGAAACCAGAAUGUUUUGUAUCACCCCGGUGUGCAAAAAAAUACAAGUCUAAACAGUUGGCAGCUCGAAUUCUGGAAGCCCACCAGAACGUGGCACAAAUGUCUCUAGUUGAAGCUAAGCUCCGUUUUAUCCAAGCAUGGCAAUCUUUACCAGAAUUUGGUCUCACGUACUACAUCGUCAGGUUUAAAGGAAGCAAGAAAGAUGAUCUUCUUGGAGUGUCGUAUAAUAGAUUAAUUAGGAUAGAUACAGCCACAGGGGAUCCGAUUACAACAUGGAGAUUUGCAAAUAUGAAACAGUGGAAUGUAAACUGGGAAAUCCGUCAGGUUGCCAUAGAGUUUGACCAAAAUGUCUCUAUUGCUUUCACUUGCCUAAGUGCAGAUUGCAAGAUUGUACAUGAAUAUAUCGGUGGCUAUAUCUUCUUAUCUACCCGUUCCAAAGACCAAAAUGAAACACUUGAUGAAGAGCUCUUCCACAAAUUAACCGGAGGUCAAGAGUGAAACAGCUGACUUGGUUGACCUUUGCAAACAGUACAACCACAUCAUGAUUUUUGAUUUUGAACAUAGAUUUUUUUUUUUAAUCCUUUGACCAUUCUUGACCAGUACAAUAUAAAUACUGCAAUACUUCCCAUGUUAAAUCCCUAGCAACAUCUUUCCCUUCUUUUGUUACUAACCAUUGAACCCACAUUUUGUUUGAUGCACAAGCCCAUGCACAUUCAUUCCCUUCCUUCCCAAAGUAUUAUCUAUGGUGAAAUUACUUGAACCUGAAUAUUAUGACCUAAAGUUUGCUUUCAGCCCUCUGGUGGCAACAGAUUAAUGGAGAAAGAAGAUGUAAAGUAAAAUAGUUCUUGUACAUACUCAGAAGCAAAUGUUUGGUAUCACUCCCAUGAGGUAUCCUGAGAUGAUCCCAUCAAGGAUUCUUUCUGAUUCCCAGAGGAACUAGAACUUAUCAACAAAUUUUGAAUGAUAUGUUUCCUUUUCUGAAGCUAAAAAAUGAGAAGAGAACUUGGAAUUCAAGAGUAAUAUAAUACAUAUAGAAUAAGAUCCUCUAAUAUCUAAUUCUCUGACUAGACACAGAUGAGGCAAAUCAGGAAACAACUUUCAGCCCAUAGGAACAAAUCUCAAGAUUUAAGGCCACCUCUAAGGCUUAAUUUGACCCUUGGGCCCAAGGACCAUGUAGUUCAUGUAAUAACAAAUAUAUUUGAAACAUCUCCUUUUGACAGAAACUGGUAAUAUCAAACUUCCGUAAGUAUCAUUUAUAUAUCUAGCUUCCUAAUAUUUCAGUUUAUGGAUUAGAAUAAUAUUUGAAGUAUGCCGUCUAUUUGUCACAAAGGACAAAGUUGUACAUAAUAUGUCAAAAUGAGGUUUUAAUUUCAGCUGAAUAGUUUGUAUUUCCCAUUUGUCCGUGAUUUCCAUAACUUUAACAGAUAUUGACUGAUUUUUGACCAAAUUUUGUCCAAUUUUGUCUGCAAACAAGAGUUACGGGAUAAAAUUCAAAUUCCAUUUAUGGGUACUUGGCUAUCCGAAAGAAGACAAUGUCAGUCAAAUGAAAUCUUCCAAAUGAGUCAUUUGUACUCAGUAGAGAUGCACUUUACAAAAAGUUUAAAUUUUAGACUAGCUCAUUGUCCUCUUAGAAUAUUAGAUUUCUAAAUAGCCACAAGAGGUCAACAGGUAUUUAUUAAAUACUUACUGUAUGCCAAGCAUUGUAUUAAAUAGUCUAUACAGUUCAUUCUUUCUUCUGUGUAAAGCCAUUUGAGUCCAUAUUCUUCAUAGCCAUCACUGUAAAAUUUUACACUAAUACAUGCAAUUUAAAACUACUUACUUUUCUAUCUGUAUUAGAUGGGAAAAAUCCAUUUAAUUUUUUUAUAUGGAUGGGUAUAGGAAUUAGAAAUAGGGACGAUGAUUUCCUUGGUUGAGUAUACUCCUAAGUGAGGAAGUUGCCAAUAUAGGCUGACUUAGUACCUUUUCUGCACUUGGGUCCUUUUUAAUUUUGAACUUGACAAAUGGCAGAUAAAAUAAGUAUCUCCUUAUACAUCAUAGAACAGAGAAAAGAUUUUAUAUGUAACUGAAAAUCCAAUAUAUACAGUCUGCUUUUCUUUGAAAAUAUCGGAUAACAAUUCUGCACUUAUAGGCUGAGUGGCCUGGAACACUGAGAGUUAAGUGUGAGAGUCACAUAGUUAAAUGUUAAAGGCAGAUCUUGAGCCCAAGUCAACUUGGUAUAAAGGCUAGCUCUCUAAUAUUAUGUCUUGUACUUUAACUGCAAUAAUAAAAUACACAAAGUUUGUUGGUA